AUGAUGCCCCAAUAAUCACCUUUUUAGACACUUUUUGAAAAUAUAAUUGGAUAAAUGAAGAGAGGAGAAAGUUAGAGUGCAUUGAUUGAAAUAGAUAGAUAAUUGAAAAAGACCAAGUUUAAUCAGACUGAAAAAAAAUAAUUGCAAUUGCUAAAAGGAUCAAUAUUGGUGUAGAUUGGAGCAUUGGGUGAUGCUACAAAAAUAUUGAAUGACAAUUUAAAUUAAGCUGAAUUAGAAGUCCUCUAAUUGUAUUCUAAUCUAUGUAAGGAUCUAAAUAUGAUGAAUAAUUAUUUUGAGAAAUUCAAACCAUAAAAUUUAGAGUAAACAAAGGAAUUUUAUUCUCAAUUGAUAUAAGCCCAUCGAUUUUAAGAGGCAUCAACAUAUGCCAUUAAGAUUUUCAGGGCAGAAGGAGAAAAAAAUUAAGAAUACAUGAUGGAGUAUAUUGUAUAAUUGAGUUAAAAGGAAGAUAUGGGAGGGAAAAUUGUCGAGAUGUUUGUUGAUAAGGUGGCAAAAAACAUCAAACUAGAGAACAAUUUGAAGCUUUGUACUAAUGAAGAAUUAGGAGCUUAAUUGAUUAAAUUUUAAUUGAAAUUCUACUAGAAUAACAAAAACAAAAAUGUGGAUAAAGUGUAAUAAAUAUUGGACAAUCAUGGUCCUCUUUUUGUUGAAUAUUAAUAAAAUGCAGCAAUUUCAUUAUGGAUUUACUAAAAUAAUCCUACAGAUUUUACUUACGAAUAAACUCUUAAAUACCAUUAUUAAGUCUAUAAUUCUUUGGCCACAGAUUAAAUUCUUAUAAAUUUUGAAUGCUAAGAAUAACUAGUAUUAGCCUUUUACACUGAGCCAUUCUAAUUAGAAAUUGAAUAAAUAGAGAAACCCUUCUAAAUAGUUCCAAAGGAUAAACUAUUGAGUCAUAUUUACAAUAGUUGUUAAUUAUUAUUAAAAACAACUACAAAUAGUUUAGCAUUAAAACAACUUAUACUAAUUUCAUUAAAAAUAAUUAACUUAUCAUAAAAUCCAAAAACUGAAGAGAUUUUAAAGCUAGUUGAAUUAUUAUUUUAAUAAUAAGGAGAUAAAUAUACAUUUUGCACUGAAUUAUUUAGGGCAAUUCCAAAACUACAACUACACAAGGAAAUAUACAACACUAUUCAAAAAGUAAAGACUUAAUCUAAGUCUAAAGAGGCAGAAACAAUAGCUCAUAUCAAUUUGAAGAAGCUUGAAAUUUACAUCUCAGAGGAACCAAUAAAAUAUCUUGAUGAAUUAGUUAAGUUGUAUAAUUCUCAUCCAGUUCCAGAAAAGGUUGAAAAAGGUGAUAGGUUAUUAUAAGAUGAAUAUUUGAUGAUUGCCAUUGAUAUUCUGUUUGAUGUAAAUGAUUUUGAAAAGAUUUUAAGAAGCUUAGAAUUAAUAGAUUUAGGAUUAAAAAACUCUCCAUAUAAUUUUGAUUUCUUGUUCAGACAAAUCAUCUUAUUAUGCGAAUUAGGAUAAGUGGAGUAGGCUAUUGAAUCCUUAACAAGAUUGGAUAUAAAGGGAGUGUAAUUUGAAACAUUAGGAAUGACCUUUGCAAAAUCCUUCCUUGAAUUUGGAGGUAAUUUAGAUUAAGUUGAGAGAAAGAAUUAAUAAGCUUUAAUAUUUUAUUUAGAAAAUGUGAGAGAAUCUAAGAAGAAUUUAUUGACAUCAUUCAAAAUGAAGAAUUAUGUACCAUUUGAAUCAUUUCAUUAAUUUGAAAAUUGGAUUUCAAACUCUUAUAUUAAAUUAAUAUACUAUUUUGUUCAAUGUACCAUAUUUAAUGAGAGACAGAAAUAAUAGAGCAAUGUCGAAUAUUUUUGCUAGUAGAUACAAAAUAAAUUAAAAUCCGCUUCAACUUUUUCGAUUUAAGAAACUCAUUUCCAAAGUUAUUUUAUUAGAGAAUUUAGCAAUUCCAAUUAAAAAUAUGAUAAUUAUAUUGGAAUAUAUAAAAGUCAAAAAUAAUUACUAUUAGAGACUUUGUUUUUAACGUUUAAUAAUGAGUUUAAUGAAUUAAAAAAUGAUAUCCAACAAGUUUAAAGUGUAUUCAAUGUGUACAAAGAAAUUGUGAAUGUCCAAUAGAAUUAUAAUGAAGCUCAUUUAAAUUACAGAAAUAAGUUGGAAAAUUAAUCAUUAUAAAUAAAGUACUUAGAAGAUUACAAUGAGUUUAUUAAUUUGGAGAGAGAACUUCGAUUGUCAAUAGCCAGAUUCUAUAUUUCUUUGUAUCAACCUCAAAAUGAUAUUCCUACAAAUGACUUCUUAGUUGAUCUAUCAAAAGUAUAGGAUUUAUAGAAAAUCAUACAAAAAAUAUUAAAUGGUUAAGAAAUGCCAACAAACUCAGUCAGAAUUUUGAAUCGCUUUUACAAGCAUACUUUCCCAGUGUUGAUAGUCCUUAUCAAGUAAUAAGCGGAGAUCAAAUAAAAAUUAUUUUCACUCCAAAAAAAGGCUUAGGGUGAUUCAAAGAACAUUUUAGAGAAGGCCCAAAAAUAAAUAGCUCAGACUUUAUCUUCUCUUAAAGAUGAACUGGUACAAUCAAGUACACAAUAAUUGAUGUUUAUUAAGAAUGAGCUGCCAUCAUAGAUUAAAUAACAAUUAAACAAGACAAUAAACAAUAAAGAGUUGAUCCAAACCUUAGAAUCCAAUUUACAGUUUUAAGCCUUAUCAAUAUAAACGAUGAUUGAGGAAAAGUUAAAACAAAUGAAAUGAAAAUAAUAUAAAUAUUAAAGAUUUCAUUUGAGUACUCUUUA
Molecule: messenger RNA, 2747 nt
Organism: Paramecium tetraurelia
Lineage: Eukaryota; Ciliophora; Oligohymenophorea; Peniculida; Parameciidae
Exons: 6
Source: RefSeq, a predicted model, not a curated record